Molecule: messenger RNA, 4771 nt
Organism: Prionailurus viverrinus (fishing cat)
Lineage: Eukaryota; Metazoa; Chordata; Mammalia; Carnivora; Felidae
Gene: CMIP
Product: c-Maf inducing protein
Exons: 21
Coding region: 488-2809 (773 amino acids)
Cellular component (GO): nucleoplasm; cytosol
Source: RefSeq, a predicted model, not a curated record
GGGGACCAAUCGCGCGGGCGCCGAGCGGCUUCUGCAAUCUCUCAACUGAGCCGGCCCCCGCGGCCCCCGCCGCACACUCGCCCGCGGACGGCCGCCCAGACACACGUACUGUACACACGAGCGGGCGGCGGGGCCGAGACACGCCCGCCCGCGCGGCCCCGCGCCCCCGCCGCUGCCCCGCGUCCCCGCCCGCCGCCCGCCGCCCGCCGCCGCGCCGCCGCGCCGCUCCGGCCGCCGCGAGCAUGCACCCGACGAGCUAGGAGGAAGCGGAGCCGCGAGGAAGCGCCGAGCGCCGGCCGCCCGCCAGCCCGCCGCCCGCCCGCCGCCCGCCGGCCCCUCCCCUGCCGGGCGCCCCCCCAGCCCCACGCCCCCCCACCUUCCUGGGCGGUGGGGGGGGUGCGGGCCGCCGCUCGGGGGCCCCGCCGCCCCGGCAGCCCGGGACAGCCCCCUUUCCCCGCCCCCGGCCCCCGCCCCGGCUCGGCCGGCCAUGGAUCUGACCAGCAGCUCGGGCGGCGGCGGCGACCCCCGGCAGAUCGAGGAGACCAAGCCGCUGCUGGGGGGCGACGUGCCGGCCCCCGAGGGCACGAAGAUGGGCGCCGUGCCCUGCCGCCGGGCCCUUCUGCUGUGCAACGGGAUGAGGUACAAACUGCUGCAGGAGGGCGACAUCCAGGUCUGUGUCAUCCGGCACCCGCGGACCUUUCUCAGCAAGAUCCUCACCUCGAAAUUCCUGAGGCGCUGGGAGCCGCACCACCUAACGCUGGCCGACAACAGCCUGGCGUCCGCCACGCCAACUGGGUACAUGGAAAACUCGGUCUCCUACAGCGCUAUUGAAGACGUUCAGCUGCUGUCCUGGGAGAAUGCCCCGAAGUACUGUUUACAGCUCACAAUCCCUGGGGGAACAGUCUUACUGCAGGCUGCCAACAGCUACCUGAGAGACCAGUGGUUCCAUUCUCUGCAGUGGAAGAAAAAGAUUUACAAAUAUAAGAAAGUGCUGAGUAACCCAAGCCGUUGGGAAGUUGUCUUGAAGGAGAUCCGAACUCUGGUGGACAUGGCCCUGACAUCCCCCCUGCAGGAUGACUCCAUCAACCAAGCCCCACUGGAAAUCGUCUCAAAACUGCUCUCAGAGAACACAAACUUGACUACCCAGGAGCAUGAGAACAUCAUUGUGGCGAUUGCUCCUUUGCUGGAAAACAACCAUCCACCGCCAGAUCUCUGUGAAUUCUUUUGCAAGCACUGCAGAGAGCGGCCCCGGUCCAUGGUGGUCAUCGAAGUGUUCACGCCCGUGGUCCAGAGAAUCCUCAAGCAUAACAUGGACUUCGGGAAGUGCCCACGGCUGAGGCUGUUUACUCAGGAGUACAUCCUUGCCUUGAACGAGCUCAACGCGGGGAUGGAGGUGGUGAAGAAGUUCAUCCAGAGCAUGCACGGCCCCACGGGGCACUGCCCCCACCCCCGGGUCCUGCCCAACCUGGUGGCCGUGUGCCUGGCUGCCAUCUACUCCUGCUAUGAAGAGUUCAUCAACAGCCGUGACAACUCCCCCAGCCUGAAGGAGAUCCGGAACGGCUGCCAGCAGCCCUGUGACCGGAAGCCCACCUUACCUCUGCGCCUUCUGCACCCCAGCCCGGACCUGGUGUCUCAGGAAGCCACGCUGUCCGAGGCGCGGCUCAAGUCCGUGGUCGUGGCCUCCAGCGAGAUCCACGUGGAGGUGGAACACACCAGCACUGCCAAGCCGGCACUGACGGCCAGCGCGGGCAAUGACAGCGAGCCCAACCUCAUCGACUGCCUCAUGGUCAGCCCUGCCUGCAGCACCAUGAGCAUCGAACUGGGUCCCCAGGCCGACCGCACGCUCGGCUGCUACGUGGAAAUCCUCAAGCUGCUGUCGGACUACGAUGACUGGAGACCGUCUCUGGCCAGCUUGCUUCAACCCAUUCCAUUCCCCAAAGAAGCCCUCGCACACGAGAAGUUCACCAAGGAGCUGAAGUACGUGAUUCAGAGGUUUGCCGAAGACCCGCGACAAGAGGUACACUCAUGCCUGCUGAGCGUGCGAGCCGGCAAAGACGGCUGGUUUCAGCUGUACAGCCCCGGAGGGGUGGCCUGUGAUGAUGACGGGGAGCUGUUCGCCAGCAUGGUGCACAUCCUCAUGGGCUCCUGUUACAAGACCAAAAAAUUCCUGCUCUCCCUGGCGGAAAACAAGCUGGGACCCUGCAUGCUCCUGGCGCUGAGGGGGAACCAGACCAUGGUGGAGAUCUUGUGCCUCAUGCUGGAGUACAACAUCAUCGACAACAACGACACCCAGCUGCAGAUCAUCUCAACCCUGGAGAGCACGGGCGUGGGCAAGCGCAUGUACGAGCAGCUGUGCGACCGGCAGCGAGAGCUGAAGGAGCUGCAAAGGAAAGGCGGGCCCACCAGGCUAACACUGCCCUCCAAGUCCACGGAUGCCGACUUGGCUCGUCUGCUGAGCUCCGGCUCUUUCGGAAACCUGGAGAACCUCAGUCUGGCCUUCACCAACGUGACCAGCGCCUGCGCUGAGCACCUCAUCAAACUGCCUUCUCUCAAGCAGCUGAACCUGUGGUCCACUCAGUUUGGAGACGCCGGCCUGCGGCUCCUGUCGGAACACCUCACCAUGCUCCAGGUGCUGAACCUGUGUGAGACGCCUGUGACCGACGCCGGCCUGCUGGCCCUCAGCUCCAUGAAGAGUCUUUGCAGCUUAAACAUGAACAGCACCAAGCUCUCGGCUGACACCUAUGAAGAUCUGAAGGCCAAGCUUCCCAACUUGAAGGAAGUGGACGUCCGCUACACGGAAGCCUGGUGAAGCUCCCGGCUCGGCAGGAAGGAGUUUGCAGCUGCAACACACGACUUUUGACUAAUAGCCGUAGAGCGCCGGUCCUGGGGUCCCGCCCCCAGCAUCCCGGCUGUGAGAUAGAUGGGGGAGUCUUUCUGGGGGCAGAGGGCGGAGGGGGGAGGGGGUGGGGAGGGGGGCCUUAAGCACGCCCAGCCCCGCCUAAUUCUUUUAGCUUCAUAAUUGGAAACCUUGACCUGAUCCAAAAAGGACUUUGUAGCAACCAGAGGAGCAUCAGCGGGUCGGGGGAGAGGGUGGGGGAGGGGUGGGGGCCUUGGGGAGGGGGGACCCUUUGUGGAUUUUCUUUGCCUUUGUGUUCAAUGCCGUGUGGGAAAAGUCAACUCCGAUGCCACCAUCACACGACCCUGAUGGGCCUCGAGGGCCGAGGAAGGGUGCUUUCUUCCUCACAGGCUCCACCGAGAACUCGCCCCCGCCCCCCACCAUUGGGACAAGAAAACCCAGACAUGUCAUUGCACCGUCCUGUGUCCUCGCCAUUGCUAUGCAAAGUGAUUCUUGUUGUACAUAAGAUUUAAAUAAUGCGCCUAUUUAAGAAAUGUUGACAAAUUGCGGGUCUGGGACCUGCCUCUUAUUUAUGAAGUCUCCCUCCCUCCCUCCUGCCCUCCCACCCCGCCCUCCCCUGGCCCGUAGUACUGUAUAAACCAGUCAGCUGUUGGGGUAGUGGUAGUAUUAUUGUUAUUUUUUUAAAGGAAACAGACAAAAAAAAAAAACCUCCUUGGAAAAUUAAUUGCUUUUUCGUAAUGGAUUCUGUAUGCUAAUGCUCGGCCGUCUGUCCGCCCGCCCCCACUGUGCGUUUCCAAUUCCCAGAUGUCUCCAACUUGCCCCCGGGUGAGGGUCAGGCUGGGGGGCAGAAGUGGGGUCCCCACGUUGUAGUCCUGUUCCUGCCAGGCCCCGGCUUUCUCUCAGCCCCCUCUUACGCCGUUUGGGGGGUGCUAACCUGUCCUCCCUGGUCCAUCCCCUGGAAGAGCUGCCCCGGCCCCGGCCCCCGGAGAGCUCCCAUCUCCGGUGGCCUCUGCCAUCCCUGUCCCCACUGAGACUGCGGCCUGUGGCCUCCCCGCCAUCCUGUGCUUCACGUGGUCUCCUCACGCAUGCCUGCUUCUCUGCAUGGUCUCUUGGGAGAAGAGAGAGACGUCGCCUCCACCAGCCUGACUGCCCACCCCACCCCUAUGAAUGUGACCGCUACAGCACAGACACCCUUUCUGUCCCCACACCUGCCCCGAAGACAAACCAACCUCCGUUUCUUUUGUAAACAGUCGGCUUUUUCUUAACAAGCCCUCCCUGUACAGAACAGCCCUUUUAUGGUUUACUUGGGGUCCCCUCUCCCCCCAAGCCCCCUCUUCUGUUGGUUUAGCACAAAUACCGUCCCCCUCCGGCACCCCCAGCCCUGACCCCUCAGUCAAUGUAAUUGUUUUAUAUAUAUUUAAUCUUAUUCAAUGGAAACCAUGCUUUUGUCGUUUUAUACUUUGCUAGGUAGACUUUAUUACCCCCGCCCCGACUAUGCCCUCAUUUUUUUAAAAAAGGAAAAAAAAAAAGAAAUUGGGUUUCAGUCUUAAUUCAUUUUACGUGCCAGGUUUUAUUUUGUGUGUGCGUGUGAGUGUGUUCUGUUUCGUGUUUUGUUUUCUUCUGUUGUUGUUGUUUUCUGUUGUUUGGUUUUAUUCUCUCCCCUCCGGUCCCAAACUUUAUAGCACUCUGGUGCAGGAAGAAGCAGAAGCAAAAACAAAAAAACAAAAAAACAAAAAAAACAAAAAAACAACAACAAAAAAAAAAACUCUAAAAAAGAAAAAAAAAGAGCCGAGACAUGCCAUCUUUUCCCUUCGCACUGUUGCUUUUCCUGAUGGUUAAUACUACUGUCACGUUAGCUGUGUUCAGAGAUGUGAAAUACUUUCAGGCAAAAAUAAACUGUAAGUGACUCAUUGA